UAGUAAUCGACACGUUGAGAUGGAACGCCACUGUGUUCUACUCUUGCUGUUGAGUACACUGGUAUACUGUAGCCUCGGACAAGGUGGAGAUCUCUCUCUUCCAGCAUCUCUGAUUGUCAGUCCUGACAGAUCUCAGUUCUUUGAAUAUGAGUCUGUCUCUCUGAGCUGUGAGGUUCAGGGGAACUCUACUGGAUGGAGAGUGGUGAGGAACACAUCGAGAGGAAUCCUUUCAGAGUGUAGUACUGACUGGGGAAAACAACAAGGGUCUUCAUGCAUUGUAUCACUAAUAACAUCAGACAGUGGAGUGUACUGGUGUGAGUCUGGGUCUGGAGAACACAGCAAUGCUGUCAACAUCACAGUACCUGCUGGAGCUGUGAUCCUGGAGAGCCCUGCCCUUCCUGUGACUGGGGGAGAUUCUGUGACUCUGCGCUGCAGAUAUCAGGGAACUCCCUCUAACCUCACAGCUGUUUUCUACAAAGAUGGAUCCCUCAUCAGGACUGAGACUACAGGAGAGAUGACCAUCCCUGCAGUAUCCAAGUCAGAUGAAGGACUCUACAAGUGUACCAACUCUGAAGGAGAAUCACCAGAGAGCUGGAUGACUGUGACAGCUGCAGGUCCAACUCCCAUUCCAUCUCCAGCAGUCCCAGUGUUGUCCAUGUCUCUACCCAGACUGUUGUGUAGUCUACUGGUGGGGUCUCCCUACCUGCUGGUGACCAUCAUACUGCUGGUGAAAUACUGCAGGAGCAGGGCUCAAGGGGAAACCAGGGUACCCAGGAAGACCCACCAAUACCAAUUAG
This is a messenger RNA of Salmo salar (Atlantic salmon), 797 nucleotides long. The record is from RefSeq and is a predicted model, not a curated record. Lineage: Eukaryota; Metazoa; Chordata; Actinopteri; Salmoniformes; Salmonidae.